UAUGAGAUAGAUAAGCCUCCUGAUAAACUUGACUGCAAUAACAAUGAUAUAGAGUCAGUUUCUAGUCUUAGCUAUUCAUAUCUAGAGCAAGACAUCAAUAAUCUUAAGAAUGAUAAGAGCUACAAUACUUAUUCUAAUGAGCUUAGUGAAAAAAAUAAAAAAGAUGAGAUUGAUGAUCCUAUACAAGAAAUUUUUAAGCUUGUUUUCAUUAACGAUUCCUGA
Racocetra persica is the source of this 222-nucleotide messenger RNA. The record is from the annotation of a GenBank genome assembly. Lineage: Eukaryota; Fungi; Glomeromycota; Glomeromycetes; Diversisporales; Gigasporaceae.